Caenorhabditis auriculariae is the source of this 2147-nucleotide messenger RNA. Lineage: Eukaryota; Metazoa; Nematoda; Chromadorea; Rhabditida; Rhabditidae. The record is from the annotation of a GenBank genome assembly.
AUGUCCCGCAACCCUUUCGAUGAUUAUGUCAGCACCAGCGCCACUUCUACUCGUAAGUUAUUUUUUAAUCGAUAUUCAAAAUUUUGGUAUUCUAAAAUAUCUUCUGGGACGUUCAAAGAAGUAUAGGAAAAACAUAAAAUGAUCUUGAAGAGUAGAGCUUUUUUUAGACUUUCGAAAAGUCUUCUGCGCCUUUGAACACUUGAGAACUUAAUUUUUUAAGCUUCUGGGGUUUGAAGUAACGCCAUAAGAUUGAUUUGCGUUUUUGAAAACCUUCGAAAGCUUUUUGAAUGUACUAUAACUAAUAAUAUAAUUUUGAAGAGCCGAUUCGUAGUUAUACCACAAUGGGAAAUGGAUCGAUUGAGGAUGAAGCCGAUUAUUAUGAACGAGAGAUCGAAAAGUAUUUGCAGGUGCGUUUUCUGUGUAGAUUGGAUCCCUGAGGGACUUCUUUAAACUCAAAAGAUUGAAUAUUUUCCUUUGCUUCUGAAAAUAAUUUCAUUUGAUUAUAGUUAUAGCUUAUGCUGCGCCAGUUAGUCACGAUUUUCAUUUCUCUUUAAGCUACAGUCUUGUCCUUUAAGACUUUGGAAUCAAACAUCUGAAUGUCAUGUUGAAAAUGCAUCAUUUUGUUAAAUGAGUCUGAAGAAAUUGAUGGAAAGUUUUAACUGUUCAGGACUCCCUCGACAGUACGGAGCGAUCUAGGCGCCAUUUGGACAAUUCGGAGAAGAUCGGCGUGGCCACGGCUCAAGUGAAUAUUAUAACAACCUUUUUAUGCUAUCUUCAUGACAGUAAUAAAUGAAUUUAUUUUCAGGAACUUCUCGAACAACGUGAAAAGCUUGAGAGGACCGAGAAGAACUUGGAUGAGAUCCACAGAACUACUCAGGUUUUUGAAACUUUUAUGAAUUUGAAUAAAUGAAAUUUUUUCAGAUAACUCAACGCAAUUUGAACAGCCUGAAGUCAGUGUUCGGCGGAUUUUUUAAGAACAAAUUUAGUCGGAAACCCGAGGAGGCCAAGGAUGUUUCGGUGCGUGGAAAAUUAAGAAAAAUUAGUGGAUAGUUGACAUAUUUAUUUUCAGGCAGUUCCCCAGUCGAAGUCGGCGAACCGUUUGUCGGAGACGGCGGCGGCGUUGAGCAGCGGCGGUGGCAGCUCGGCCUCCUUCUCGGGACCUUCGACCGGAGGCCCAACUUUGAAUGAAUCGAGCCGCGCCGCCAUCCGAGGAACCCGUUGGGAGGCCAUGGAUAAUCAGAUCGACGAGAAUCUUGGUUAGUUACAGGAGAUGCAGAGGUAGCCUUGGAUUUGAAGCAAGAAGUAGAGGAGAAUAAUCGGAAUGCAGCAAAAUCGCAGCUCUCAAAAUAUUGUCUUGAAUUUCAAGCUUCUAUCAGACAGUCCCAAACUUGCAGCUCUCAAAAUAUUGUCCUGAAUUUAUAGCUUCUAUCUGGCAGUCCCAAAAAAAAAUCUCAAGCUCUUGCUUUCAGACGCCAUGUCGUCGAACUUGCGAAACCUGCAGCGUCUCGGGCUGGACCUCGGCAAGGAAGUUGAUGCUCAAAACGAGAUGCUCGACAGAAUCGAGGUGAAGGCUCGUCGCAACGACGACGUCGUCCGCAGUCAGGAUAAGCAGGUUUGAAUUGAGAAAGUGGUGUGCGAAAAGUAAUAGCUGAGGAAUGAAGUGAAUUAUUUUGUAGACGUUUUAGGCAAUCAUAUAUAGUUUUAUUUGAAGCCAAAAAAGGAUAUUUUCACAUUUUUUCCAUUUUUCAGAUGCAAAAACUACUGGGAACCAACGCCAACGCUGGAGAAACAACUGUCGAGUCACUCACGCCAAGGUAGUUUAAGGGUUGGAGUUGAUUAAUCGGAAGUGUCAGAAGAAUGGAUUUUUUCAUGUUCUGGUGGUCGAAAUAUCCAUCUUGGAAUCAUUUUAUUGCGAUUCCAAAGUAUCACUAGAAAUUUAGAAGCUCCAAAUUUUCGGAAAUUGAUGCAGGAAAAAGCGAAUAAUUCAAUAAAUAUCAUGGGUUUUUUUCGUAUUAUUGAUUUGUGAAUACAAAACCUGUUGAAACAACGAGAAAGCUCUCAAAAAUCAAGAGAAAACAUGUUUUUUCAGCAUGGACACUUCUACCAAGAUGUCGUUGUUCAUGAAGGCAUCGUCGUUCUUGAAAUAA